This is a messenger RNA of Echinops telfairi (small Madagascar hedgehog), 977 nucleotides long. RefSeq names its product ER membrane protein complex subunit 4 (gene EMC4). Lineage: Eukaryota; Metazoa; Chordata; Mammalia; Afrosoricida; Tenrecidae. The record is from RefSeq and is a predicted model, not a curated record. Gene Ontology annotation, cellular component: EMC complex. The coding region runs from base 98 to 649 and encodes 183 amino acids. Gene Ontology annotation, biological process: protein folding in endoplasmic reticulum. The transcript has 5 exons.
UCGUAAAGGGAGGCGAAGAAAUUGCGGGCUGUAGCGAGUUUUGCGGUCAGCGAGUCCCUUUGAAGCGGCUUGGCGGCUUUGGGACGAGGCGAUUGUCAUGACGACCCAGGGGGGGCUGGUGGCCAACAGAGGCCGGCGCUUCAAGUGGGCCAUCGAGCUAAGCGGGCCUGGAGGAAGCAGCAGGGGCCGAAGUGACCGGGGCAGUGGCCAGGGAGACUCCCUGUACCCAGUUGGUUACUUGGACAAGCAAGUGCCCGACACCAGCGUGCAAGAGACAGACCGGAUCCUGGUAGAGAAGCGCUGCUGGGAUAUCGCCCUGGGUCCCCUCAAACAGAUUCCCAUGAACCUCUUCAUCAUGUACAUGGCUGGCAACACUAUCUCAAUCUUUCCGACUAUGAUGGUGUGUAUGAUGGCCUGGCGACCGAUUCAGGCACUUAUGGCCAUUUCCGCGACUUUCAAGAUGCUGGAAAGUUCAAGCCAGAAGUUUCUUCAGGGUUUGGUUUAUCUUAUUGGGAACCUCAUGGGCUUGGCAUUGGCUGUUUACAAGUGCCAGUCCAUGGGACUGUUGCCUACGCAUGCGUCAGAUUGGCUAGCCUUCAUUGAGCCCCCUGAGAGAAUGGAGUUCAGUGGUGGAGGACUCCUUUUGUGAACCCGAGAAUGAAGCACUUGGCACCUUAAAGAUUGGGAUCUCAUUUUACAUACAUUUUUGUUUCUCCUUUUACUUACCUUAAAAAUUACCACAUGCUGAAAAGUAAAAGGACAAUUUCCAUACAAACGCACAGAAACUAUACCAUAACACUUGACUGAAAAUAAUGUAGAAAACUUUAUUUAUGUUUCCAGUACAGAGCAAAACAACAAAUAAAACUAUAACUCUGUAAAGAAAAGAACAGUUGCUGCUAAAUCAAUCACAGCAGCAUUUCCUCUCAAUAAAUUAAAUGUCCGAACAAAAAAAGUUGCACGUUUCCCAUAAAUCUAUU